AUGCUCCCCUUCUACGGCACAGGCUGGGCCGCGCGCCCAGGCAACAACAACGCAUACGGCCAAAACACCACGGCACCCUACUACAACAACCAACACAACCCCGCGCCGCCUUACUCCGCCGCGACCAACAACAACAACGGAGGUUACUACGGCGGCGGAGGCGCAAACCAGGGCUACUACGGUCAGCAAAACGGCGUCGAGCUGCAGAGUCCGCAGCCAACAUACGGAGGCGGGUAUGCGCCGCCACCGGGCCCGCCGCCGACAAAGGGUUAA
Alternaria infectoria is the source of this 273-nucleotide messenger RNA. RefSeq lists its product as uncharacterized. The record is from RefSeq and is a predicted model, not a curated record. Bases 1 to 273 code for a protein of 90 amino acids. The transcript is spliced from 2 exons. NCBI's taxonomy places the organism in Eukaryota, Fungi, Ascomycota, Dothideomycetes, Pleosporales, Pleosporaceae.